Messenger RNA from Chara braunii, 2896 nucleotides. NCBI's taxonomy places the organism in Eukaryota, Viridiplantae, Streptophyta, Charophyceae, Charales, Characeae. The record is from the annotation of a GenBank genome assembly.
UCCGUCCGUUCGUCCGUCCGUCGGCGCCCGCGUCCCGUCCCCGUGCGCGCGAGCGACCGACUGCGGAAAGUGUAACCAAGCGCAUCUAGCGAGGGAUUGCUGGGAGACGGACGGUGGUGAGAGGUGGAGGAGAGAAGCAAGUGAAAGAGAGAGAAAGAGAGACACCGAGAGAGAGAAAGAGGUUGGGAGGGAGGGAGGGUAGGUGAGGGCCACCAUGGCCCAGCAGCCAAUGACGAUGAUGGGCGCGCAGGCGCAGCUGCAGUACCCCGGAAUGGGGCAGCAGCCGCAGCUGGGGCCCCCGAUGCCGACUCAAUAUCAACAGGCACCGGCGGGAGGUCAAGCGGCACAGACCCAGCUGCAGGGACCGGCUUAUCCUCCUGCGGCACUUCAACAUUAUCAACACCUCCAAGCCCAACAUCGCCAACAGCUUCAAGUCUUUUGGAAUCAGCAGAUGGCAGAGAUCGAGCAAGCGAACGAUUUUAAGAAUCAUCAGCUUCCUUUAGCGAGAAUCAAGAAGAUUAUGAAGUCGGAUGAGGAUGUUAGGAUGAUUAGUGCCGAGGCUCCCGUGCUGUUUGCAAAAGCGUGUGAAAUGUUCAUUUUAGAGCUUACGUUAAGGUCGUGGAUACAUACGGAAGAGAAUAAGAGGCGAACACUCCAGAGGAACGACAUUGCUCAUGCGAUCACGAAGACGGACAUCUUCGAUUUCCUUGUGGAUAUUGUGCCUCGUGACGACAUCAAGGAGGAGGGUCUAUCUGUUUCUCGACCACCAGUACCGUUGCCUCCUGCAGGGGAUUCGCUCGCGUAUCCGGGGAUGUACUAUAUGCAGCCACAGCCUGCAGCAGCCCCACAGCAGCCCCAACAAAUGAUGCAGGCACCGGCGAUGAUGGUUGGGCGGCCUGCAAUGCCGAUGGAUCCAUCCAUGAUGUAUCAACAAGCACAGGUACGCGGGCCAGUCCAGUACAUGCAGCAGCAACCGCAGGCGUUGCAGCAAAUGUGGCAUCAGCAGCCGCAAAUGCCGACAGGGCAAGACGGUUCUCAGACGGGAAUGGCUCCAUCGGGCUAACAUCUGGGUGUAAAUUGCAUAUUGUUGUUAUUGCUCCUGAUGUCGCCUUGAGGCAGCCGGAUGUUUGUGUGUUUGAGGAGCUUUGGAGUGGGAAGUGCAGGACCGGGAUAGCCUGAUAGGAGUCGGAGAAACAUCCUGCUGGCCCAGAGAACUGCUGGUGGCCUGUCUGCCUGCCUGUUUCUGUGAAAAAAUGCCGUCUGGAUUUGUUGGUCAUGUUGCUCUUAUUUGGUCCCCGAAGAUCGGUUUUGGAAUGCGACGAAUUCUGAGCGUCAGAGAUUAUGCGUCUUCCCUUACCUUUCCCUUCAAUGAGGUCCUUGGUACGAAUGGGACGAAUAGCAGCAGCAGCACCAGAGGUUUGGUGCUUUAGAGGCUCAGUCGAUCGAUCGAUAAGGCUACAGGCUGAGUGUUCCGGGCAUCUCAGGGUGUUCGAUUUCCGAGCAGCCGGUUCCUGGAGGAAGCCUGCUUUGUCGGGGAUGGUGCGAAUGUGGCAAGUAUUUGGUAGUCCGGUUGGAGCUCUUAACAACCUUUGUACUUUUAUGUGUGUGCAUCAAUCAUUAUGGGGGAUGGGAGUGGGGCUAGGAAGGGAUAAGGGAAAGAAGGGAGGGAGGGAGGGAGGGAGGGAGGGAGUUGUUGAAAUGCUAGAGUGUGGGCGAUGAUAGGAGGAGGUGUUGAGGAGUCGUAGUUUCUCUUUCCUUCCCCCUCUUUUUCCAGAACGAAUCAUAAGGUGGGGGCAUUGCUGGCAAAGCGAGGGGGGGGAGGAGGGGCAAGGGAGGGUAAACAGGAUGGCCCCAGGGAAGAGGGGGGGGGGGUUGUGGGUGGCAAGGAAAGGACCCCUUGGAGGAUGAGGGAGGGGACUUGUGCCGGUUCAGGAUGAACAGCAGAGUGAUCGUGCGGUCUUGUCCCCUGUCGUAGCAUGCCGUGUAUUCCUGGCAAGAUCCAUUUUGGACGACGGCUGGAUGAACUUGCCCCCCCCCCCGGUGCCUCACCAGCCCGUUCGCAUGUUCCUUGCCCUCGCCUAAAAGGAAGUCCAUGUUCGUGUACUGCACUUGGUCUCUUGUCUGUGCAGGUUCAUGGCAUCAAUAUAUUUCCUCUGCAUUGCCCGUCUUGAUGGGCAGCUCAGUGGCUGCUUUUUUUUCAUCCCUGUUUUUCUUUUCACCCAGAUUUGUGGAGUCGUGACCCAGUUUCUGCCGAUGCCCAUUCCUUGUAGUUUUCCAGGAAUUGGUCUGGGGAAAGUUGUGGCUGAUGUGUUUUGCUUCUUCCUCGCCUUCCCUCCUUUCUUCUUGAGGGUGUAGCUCUUUGCCCCCCUCUUUGAUCUCACCCUCCCUACAUCAUCACCUGUCUCCUUCGGAGUGAGUACCUUCACUGUCCUUCCAUGGAACAUCUACCAAGGAUCAUCUGCAGAGGUCACCUUGGCUUUCUGCCACUCUUUCAAAGUGCUUGAUGCGCAGGAAUCGGCUUCUCACGGAGGUUGCUGUGCGAUUCCAGCGGCAGUGCGGCAUAUUGGAGUGCGGCAAUCUGGCGUCGGCAGAGCGGAGGAGUGCUGCUGAAGAAUACGGCACAGGUGACGUGUGGCGGAGGAGUACUUUGUUGUUAAUAUUAAAUUCUUUGUGACUGGUCGGUUCUGUAGCAAUCGGGCUCUGGAGGAAAUGGAGCACAACUCCUAUCUGCAAUCAUUUCAUUCUCCCAGCUAAUUUCACUCCCUUGCAUCUUUUUUUUGGUGACGCAACGUUUCUAUGAUGGGUCCGUUUACAGGAUGACCACCAUCCUUCUCUCUUUUGCUCACUUGCCCAAUGGCAGUCGAUCAGGCCAGAUCGCGUAUCCGUCCUCUCCCUG